Molecule: messenger RNA, 1242 nt
Organism: Penicillium nucicola
Lineage: Eukaryota; Fungi; Ascomycota; Eurotiomycetes; Eurotiales; Aspergillaceae
Product: M20 family metallopeptidase
Exons: 5
Coding region: 1-1242 (413 amino acids)
Molecular function (GO): dipeptidase activity
Source: RefSeq, a predicted model, not a curated record
AUGGCUGUUAUUCCGGUUUCCAUUUCGCCCGAGCAGGCUCAGGCUGCCAUCGAUGAGGCUCUUGAAAAAGUGUCCACGCAGCUGCGUGAAUUGAACCAUUUUAUCUGGUCGAACCCUGAAUUGGCCUAUGAAGAGCACAAGGCACAUGACGCGAUCUGUGAUUUCCUUGAAAGCCAGGGUUUCACAGUCACCAGACACGCAUAUGGCGUGGAUACAUCCUUUGAAUGUAUCAGCGGAACAGAAGGCCGCCUGAUCAACUUCAAUGCCGAAUAUGAUGCGUUGCCCGAUAUGGGACACGCCUGUGGACACAACCUCAUUGCCACGAGUAGUGUCGCUGCCUUCUUAGCGCUAGCCCACCUACAGAAGAAGUUUGGAACUGGUGGCAGGAUCCAACUCUUGGGUACACCUGCAGAGGAGAAUGGCGGUGGCAAGGAAAAGCUGCUCAACGCAGGAGCUUACAAGGAGGUUGAUAUUUCCUUGAUGUCUCACGGUGGACCCAGUGGCCAGGCUCUGGUUGGAAGCCCAUGCGACGGAGCGGCAGGGAUUAUGAUGAACGCCCGCAAGGAGCUGCACGUAGAGUAUUUCGGUAAGAAUGCCCACGCUGGUGGGAACCCGUGGGAUGGUGUGAAUGCUUUGGAUGCGUUGGUUCAGGCAUACAACGGAAUCUCCAGCUUAAGACAACAGAUUCUGCCGGAUGAGCGCAUUCACGGUGCCUUCCUGGAUGUACCCAAGGUUGCCAAUGUCAUCCCCGCCUACACCAAGUCUUACUGGCAGAUUCGAAGCCCAACUUUGAAGGGAUUGACCAAUCUGAUUGCCAGAGUCCGGAGCUGCAUCGAGGGAGCAGCGGUCAUCACCGGCUGCACUGUUGAGAUUGUCGAGGAGGGACUGUACACUGAUAUUGUCUUGAACGAAACCUUGUGUGAGCGAUUCAGCACUCACAUGGACGCUUAUGGAAGAAAGAUUAUUCCAAAGCAUGACAAGGUCUUGACUGGAUCUUCGGACGUUGGUAAUGUAAGCUACGCCGUACCGACACUUCAUUCGAUGUUUUCCAUUCCAUGUCCGGAGGGCAGCUUCCCCCACCACCCUAGUUUCACGGCGUCUGCUGGAACAGAUGAAGCACACACUGAGGCCGUUCUUACUGGCAAGGGACUGGCUAUGGUGGGAUUAGAUAUGUUGACUGAUGAUGCACUUUUCCAAUCUGCCAAGUCACAGUGGGAAGGACUCAAGCCAGCGGAAGCUUGA